Messenger RNA from Sipha flava (yellow sugarcane aphid), 1242 nucleotides. RefSeq names its product androgen-dependent TFPI-regulating protein-like. NCBI's taxonomy places the organism in Eukaryota, Metazoa, Arthropoda, Insecta, Hemiptera, Aphididae. Gene Ontology annotation, cellular component: endomembrane system; membrane. The record is from RefSeq and is a predicted model, not a curated record. The transcript has 6 exons. Bases 72 to 854 code for a protein of 260 amino acids.
GUAGCUACUAAGUGGUGGGCCGCCAGUGACGUAUGAUCACUCGUACUAUCGUAAACGUGGACCACUAGCACAUGAACAAACCUAAACAAAAUAUUUCGUUCGGCACCAAUAGAUUAGCAGGUAUUGAAAUGUCUGCUUAUCCGAUGUUAUUACACACAGUUGCGUGCUUGUGGUACGUUUUCUUUUGGAGUAACUUUUUAUCUAAUAGUCAAACAAAUGAAGAAGACUGGGAUCCCAAAUAUCGAGACAUAAAUGAAAUGGGAUAUCGAUUCCUCACCAAUUGGAAUCUAUUUUUCCAAACUUUGUUCUUUGCCGGUUGUUUGUUUCAUGAUGUAAUGAAAAUAUUAAAUGGUCCCAACUGGUUGAAAUUGGGUUCAACAUUUCAAACAUUACUUUCAUUAGCAUUUUCGUCUAUUAUACUGCCAACUGGAAUUUUUGUGUGCGUCACAUUUUGGUUAAUGUACGCUUAUGAUCGUGAAAUAGUCUAUCCGAAAAUAAUCGACAGUUACAUACCGUAUUGGCAAAACCAUGGAAUGCAUACUACUAUUUUACCGCUUAUUUUAGCAGAAUUGUUUACUACUAGACAUAAGUUUCCUUCUGUCUCAGCAUCAUUGGUAUUAUACUUAGGAUUUGGAUUGUGUUAUGCAAUCGUAUUUUUGGAAACAUAUAUAGAAAAAGGACGUUGGGUAUAUCCUUUAUUCGGGCUCUAUAGCUUUCCAAUCGCAUUGGGUAUUAUGGUAUUUUUAUUCGUAUUAAAGUUAUCAUUCCUAUUUGUUGGCAUAUUCAUCCAAAACAUGUAUUGGGGGAAAGAUGAAAAAAAGCAAUACCGAAAACCUAUUAAGAAAUCAUCCUAAUAUAAAUUAAGUAAAAUUUGUCAAUAUAUUUUUUAAAAAUAUUGUUAUUUAUUAAUACUACAUAGAUAAUAUAUUAUGAUAUAUACCCAUAGGCGCCCGGAGGGGGGGGCAAGAGGGGACAUUUGCCCCCCCUGCAAUUCAAUAGAAUGUUGAAUAUUUUAACUCUUAUUUUGAUUUAUCAACAUUUUAUCGAUAUUUUUACUUUAGUGUGUGCCGUGUGGUGUUGUUGAUCGUAAUAACAAUAUAUUAUAAGGCGUACCUACAAAAUAAUGCGUAUUACAUUAAUCGCGCAAAAUUAAAUACGUUUCAAUUCUGUGAAUUUAUAUUAAUCGCCUAUUGUGUAAACUACUUAUGACGAUCGACGCACCACGCACACAUAGCUUCAGUU